AUGGCUCAAAUCACGAUGGAUUCCUUGACGCAAACACUCUUGAUCUCGAUGGUAAUCUUUUUGGGAGGUAUCGUGCAGAAGGUUAUAGUGGACAUGCCAAUCAAUUCACAACAGCCAAACUAUACAUGCCCAGUCAAGGAUCGUUACAUCGCUAAGUGUGCUCAUCUCAAUCUUACCUCGAUUCCCCAAGAUCUUCCGCAUGAACUGCUGGUAUUAUUCAUCCGUGACAACCAAGUAACAGAACUUUUAAACACGUCGUUCAUGAAUUACAACCAACUUGAAAAACUGUAUGCUCGUCACAACGUAAUUGCUUUCAUUGAUAGUGGAACAUUCGAAACUCUACCACAGUUGCAAGUAUUGGAACUAGAUCAUAACCUGAUUACCUUUCUACCCAUCUAUUAUCUUCAGAAGAAUGCUCUUCUAUACAUAAUAAAUCUAUCGCACAACAAGAUCAGGUUUGCUCUGCGUGGUCUGGAAAAACUGCAAGUCCUGAGCCUUGGAGGAAAUCGUAUAUCUUACAUCAAUAAUGAAUCAUUUUGUGGCCUACAUGCACUGGAAAACCUAAGAACAUUUGCGAACUUAACGACCCUGCGUCAGCUUAGUCUGCAAGACAAUGACUUAACCAGUAUUCCCAAGGACGCUUUUCAAGGUUUGUACAAUUUAAGGGUGUUGCAGCUGCAGAAUAAUUUAAUUAAAUUCAUCCAGCAAGGGCUGUUUAUGGGCACAAAUGAACUUGAACAGUUGUACUUACAAAAUAAUCACAUUUCGACCGUAGCCUCCAACACUUUCAUGCCGUCAAGUUUGAUUAGAUUCAAUAUUGCACGCAAUCCCUUGACCUGCGAUUGCCAACUUGCCUGGUUUAGACAAUGGUUGAACGAGGUCGAAGGAAAAAUAGAUCUUGCUCCCAAAAAUCAAACCCGUUGUUCUAGCAGCUCCUUAAAGGUGUUGGUCAAUCAAAUAAUUUGUUUUAACCCUCUCGUGUAUCUCAACCGUUGGUGGAUAAACUAUAAGUUGUAUCUCCUCAAGUUGGCCAUCGUUGGUUACCAUGAGAUCACUGAAGAUCGAAAUCCGGAGGACUUUGAAUUCCAACUCAACCUCAUGUUCCAUGAAGACGAUGAAUGGUGGGUAAAUGACUGUAUGAAACCUUUUCUGGAGCAGAGGAUGCCUCAUCUGGAGCGCGUCAUAUUUGGUGAUGCCGAUCUUCACCCAGGAUUGUUCUACUUGAACGCCAUCUAUGACGUCAUCGAAAACAGCCACAAGACAAUGUUGUUGCUUAGCAACCAGUCUGUAGAUGAUACCUGGUACAUGACCAAGCUCCGUAUGGCAGUGGAGCACACUGAAUGA
This is a messenger RNA of Strongylocentrotus purpuratus (purple sea urchin), 1344 nucleotides long. Its product is annotated as chondroadherin-like. Gene Ontology annotation, biological process: signal transduction. Bases 1 to 1344 code for a protein of 447 amino acids. The record is from RefSeq and is a predicted model, not a curated record. Gene Ontology annotation, molecular function: protein binding. NCBI's taxonomy places the organism in Eukaryota, Metazoa, Echinodermata, Echinoidea, Camarodonta, Strongylocentrotidae. The transcript is spliced from 4 exons.